AUGUCUUCCUUCUCGCAACAGGCAGUUCUCGGAUGGUAUGGUCUGUACGACUACUUGAUGGGUACCGACGAGCGACCUGUUACAGUCUCUCUGAUUGGUGACUCAGGAUCGGCAUUUUCUUUGAUGAGCUUGCCGGGAAGCUUCAAGGAAGUCCGUCACCUCAUUCCGGCUGAUAUGCUGCUGGAAACGAUGCAACGCGCCUCUCGUGUGCCGGCACGUAUCGCGCUGAAGAUGCCAUUCCUACGUCCGAAAAGGUACUAUCAACACAUCACGAUACCAACUCUGGUUUUCGUCGGCACCGAGGACAAUGUCACGCUCCCUGUGGCUACGGUGCAAAACGUGAUCGCGACACCAAGGCUGGACAUGAAGGCGUACGAAUGCGGUCACUAUGGUUUGCUGCAUGGCGAACUUUUUCCAGCAGCGAUGGCAGACUGCAUCGACUUUCUGAAGCGUCAUUUGGUCCCCUCAAGCGAUUAG
Molecule: messenger RNA, 477 nt
Organism: Pseudozyma hubeiensis SY62
Lineage: Eukaryota; Fungi; Basidiomycota; Ustilaginomycetes; Ustilaginales; Ustilaginaceae
Exons: 2
Coding region: 1-477 (158 amino acids)
Source: RefSeq, a predicted model, not a curated record